Molecule: messenger RNA, 1357 nt
Organism: Lagenorhynchus albirostris (white-beaked dolphin)
Lineage: Eukaryota; Metazoa; Chordata; Mammalia; Artiodactyla; Delphinidae
Exons: 4
Coding region: 532-1110 (192 amino acids)
Source: RefSeq, a predicted model, not a curated record
CUAAGAAAAUCGUUUCUAUGGGGGUGGAGAGGUCGCUGAUUUUUCCUUUUACGUAUGCUUUAUUACAGUGACAGAUAUGCUCCAAGUUUGCACGAACUUGGGCAUUUUAACAUUCCUAUCCUCUGCGAUCCAGCAAACCUCCAGUGGUUUAUUCUCACCAAAGCCCAACAGGCAAGAGAGAACAUGAAAAGAAAGGAAGACUGUUGGUGACUGAGAAAAGCAGGAAGCUGAGAGCACCACCGGCAGCUUCAGGAGGCCCUACAGUCCAACCCUGACCCAGGCAGGAGCGACUUCUGGAGAUUCCUGAAAAACCCCAGGACCAGAGGCUGGAGGAGGCCGCCCUCCCCACCAGGGCACAGGUUCUGUCUUCUGCCCGCCAAGGGUAAGACACAGACGCUGAAAGCCAGGCAACCUGGAGAAGUCGUGCAGGGGCUGGAAGAACAGGACCCAGAUGUUAGCUUAGAACAGUGGUCUUUAAACGGCUCAGCAAGCCGAGGGUGGUGCAGAGGUGCUCUGAGGGCCCUCGUGGGUAUGGACGGCCUCCAGUUCCUUUCCUCUUCAACUGGAGCACCUGCCAACCUUGAUCUUUCUUUAUCAAUUGGGUUUCCACUUGAGAAUCCACUUUAUAAAGAGAGAUGCAGCUCAAAGUGUCUGAAAACCACUGUCUCAGAACAGGCUUCAUCUAAGGCAAGAAGGCUGUCUAACCAGCACCGAGUGGCUGCGAUGCAGGCGGCCAGACUAGGGAGGGACCGCGGGCGCAGGGAGAGGAGAGAAGGCAGCGGGGAGGGGAGACUCAGCCGGGCCGGGGCAGACGGCUGUAGGGGGCCCAGGCCAAGGGGCCAGGCGGGACGGGACCAGCAGCAAAUGGUUUCUUUACCCUCCGUGUUGGAGGGGACAGGGAUGAAGGCUCCGGAGCCCAGAGCCAGAAGGAGGCCAGGGAAGCAUGAGCGUCAGUGGAUCCAGUUGAAUGCCCAGUGCGAAAACAGAAAAAGCAGCAGAUACGAUGUAGCAAGAUCCUCAGGCCUCACAACGGAAGUUUCUCCAAUGGUGACAUCUUGCAAAACUAUAUACAAUCACAACCAGGAAACGGACAUGGCUACAGUCCACUAACCUUGUUCAGAUUUCAUCAGUCUUACUUGCACUCGUGUGGAUUUAAUCAUAUGCAGAUUUAUCACACGUAGAGAUUCAUGGGACACGACCACAGUCAAGACAUAGAAGAGUUCCAUCACAAGGAUCCCCUCUGCUGCACUUCCACAGCCACAGACACCUCUGCUCUCCCACCCCCUGACCCCUGCAACCACUAAUCUGUUCUUUCUAUAAUCUUAUUAUUUGAAGAAUGUUAUAUAAAUGGAAUCAU